Capsicum annuum is the source of this 1003-nucleotide messenger RNA. RefSeq lists its product as uncharacterized. The record is from RefSeq and is a predicted model, not a curated record. NCBI's taxonomy places the organism in Eukaryota, Viridiplantae, Streptophyta, Magnoliopsida, Solanales, Solanaceae. Gene Ontology annotation, cellular component: mitochondrial small ribosomal subunit. Gene Ontology annotation, molecular function: structural constituent of ribosome.
UUUUUGUUUCUAAUAAAUCGUUCUAGCUGUGGAAAAAUCUCUUGCAAAAAUGUACAGAUAUACCCCUUCCUUUGAUCCUGUGUAUACCGGGAGCUUGCUGACCUUUUUUUGGGCGUCGCUUUUGGUGUAAAGAGGCCCUUUGCAGAUGUAGAUUCUGUAAUUGACAUUAUUGGGUUACUGUAACCAGUCCAGGAAUAGGUUUUCCAUUUUUUGGGGUUUCCGUGACUAUGUUUCAUUUAGCAUAGUCUGUGUGCUGAGGGAUACUCUUUUGAUAUAUAGCACAUUACCUUCUUCUGGGAAAAAAAUUACCAGCUCAGUCAUCGAGAAGUACAUGCCGAUCCUUUUAAAUACUCCUAAAUGUUCACUAUGUAGCAGAAGAAUCACUGAACUCCCUUUAAUGAUCGUAUGAUAUACUUCAUUGUGCCUAUUUAAUGUAGUUUCAGGCAUUAAUAGGCAUAAGACGAUGUAUUUAAAAUACUUUUGUGUAGUGCUUUUUUAUACCAUUACACCUAUUUAAUGUAGUUUCAAGCAUUAAUAGGCAUAAGAGGAUGUAUUUAACAUACUUUUGUGUAGAGUAGCAGUCACAGCAUCUUCUAGAACCUUCGCAGCGGGCCAACACCAGAAAAACCCAAUCUCCGACCCGAUACCAAACCCGAAAAUGCUCCUUCAGGAGACAAAGCUGCUGAAACACUGAAUAAGGAUCUUCGUACACGCACUCUUAAAGAAGAUAAGAAGGAUAAAUCACUCGAUGUUGGUUCAAAUGGUAGUUCAUUAUUCACUUCCGCAACUUCUAUUUCCGAGCUUACAAAAAAAGAUACAUGUACUUACAUGAAAUUCAGGAGGGAAGAGCUGGAGAGCGUUUUGCCGGAGGGAUUACCAACGGGGAUGCUUAAGGAAUUCAAUGACUCUAUGAGAGAUGACUUGCUAAUACGCCAGAGUUUUCUGGAUCUUCGAGAUAAUUUUAGAAGGGUUGUUGAUCCUACUUUGCAAUCUAAUGCUAAAG